CCGUGGAGCCCGCUUGCAGCUACACUGAAGGAAAUGCUUAUGUGCUCCACAUUAAACCAGAGUGCUUCUGAAGGAUGAAUAGCAGUGGACCAGCAUACCCGUUAGCCUCUCUCUAUGUCGGUGACCUUCAUCCUGAUGUCACUGAGGCCAUGCUGUACCAGAAGUUUUCUCCUGCUGGUCAGAUCAUGUCCAUCCGUGUGUGCCGAGAUGUUAUUACACGGAGAUCCCUCGGAUAUGCUUACAUCAACUUCCAGCAGCCUGCUGAUGCGGAAUGUGCCCUUGACACAAUGAACUAUGAAGUCAUCAAGGGUCGUCCAAUCAGGAUCAUGUGGUCUCAACGAGAUCCAGGUCUGAGAAAGUCUGGUGUGGGAAACAUCUUCAUCAAGAACAUGGAUGAGUCUAUUGACAACAAGGCUCUCUAUGACACCUUCUCUGCCUUUGGUAACAUCUUGUCAUGUAAGGUGGUUUGUGAUGAGAAUGGCUCAAAGGGUUAUGGGUUUGUGCACUUUGAGACCCAAGAAGCAGCCAACAGAGCCAUUGAGACCAUGAACGGCAUGCUUCUGAAUGACCGCAAAGUUUUUGUAGGGCAUUUUAAGUCUCGUAAGGAGCGUGAGGCAGAGUUUGGAGCUAAAGCCAUGGAGUUUACCAAUGUGUACAUUAAGAACUUCGGUGAAGAUAUUGACCGUGAGAAACUGAAGAGCAUCUUCUCUGAAUUUGGUAAGACCCUUAGCGUCUGUGUAAUGACAGAUGAAAGGGGACGCUCUCGUGGCUUUGGAUUUGUCAACUUUGAAAACCACGGAGAUGCCAGGAGGGCAGUAACUGAAAUGAAUGGCAAAGAGCUGAAUGGCAGAGUCCUGUAUGUGGGCAGAGCUCAGAAAAGACUGGAGAGGCAGGGAGAACUCAAACGCAAGUUUGAGCAAAUAAAGCAGGAACGCAUACAACGCUACCAGGGGGUUAAUCUCUAUGUAAAAAAUCUAGAUGACAGCAUUGAUGAUGAGAAACUAAGGAAAGAGUUUGCACCUUAUGGAACCAUCACUAGUGCAAAGGUGAUGACGGAUGGAGGCCAUAGUAGGGGCUUUGGGUUUGUGUGUUUUUCCUCUCCUGAAGAGGCCACGAAGGCAGUGACUGAGAUGAAUGGCCGUAUCGUUAGCACUAAACCACUAUACGUGGCUCUUGCCCAGAGAAAAGAGGAGCGAAAGGCAAUCCUCACCAAUCAGUACAUGCAGAGACUAGCCAGCAUUCGAGCCAUUCCCAGCCCUACCAUACCCUCCACCUACCAGCAGAGCUCUGGCUACUACAUGACCUCUGUGCCGCAACAUCAGGUUCGCUCUUUUUACAACACCGUACCAAACCUGCGGCCUGUUCCACGCUGGACAGCUCAAGCACCGAGGACUCAAGCGCCAUUUACAGCUCAGUUUGUGAGACAAGCGGUGCCCCGCAGGCCUUCUACCACCAUCAGCACAGUCCGCCAGGCCUCCACUCAGGUUCCUCACAUUAUUAACAACACCCAGCGAAUGGCCAACAUUGGCACACAGACUGCAGGUGGGAGAACUGCCGGAGCUGUAGUCAGAGGAGCCAGUCAAUACAAAUACUCAGCAGGAGUGCGAAAUGUGCAGCAGGUCAUCAGUGCUCCAGCUCCUGUCAUCCACCAGGUAACAUGUACAUGCACACCUGUAUUUUUCGUAUAA
Messenger RNA from Sinocyclocheilus grahami, 1688 nucleotides. RefSeq names its product embryonic polyadenylate-binding protein-like. Lineage: Eukaryota; Metazoa; Chordata; Actinopteri; Cypriniformes; Cyprinidae. The record is from RefSeq and is a predicted model, not a curated record. Gene Ontology annotation, molecular function: RNA binding. The transcript has 12 exons. Bases 75 to 1688 code for a protein of 537 amino acids.